ACAAUGCAACGCGCACAGCCACGUAAACACAGGAAGAGCUGCGUGGGUUUGUAGGAGUGGGAGCGUCAGGAAUUGUGCUGAGCCGAGCCGAGCCAAGAUGAAUUCCAGCAAUAAGCGAUGACGCGUUUUUAUGUUACAGGAAAUAAACAUCUCCGCGAAAACCCAUCAGACGCCCACGUGUAUUCCAUGAUCCGUUUCAGGACCCCAGUGACGGAGCUCUAAGAUGUCUAUGGUGCUUUUUGCCUCGGUGGUGAGGGUGAGGGACGGGCUUCCCCUCUCCGCCUCCACGGACUACGAGCAGGACAGGGGCGUGCAGGAGACCAAGAAGCACCUGAAGGGCCUCUCCAAAAAACUCAGCCAGUUCCCCGACCGCUGCACGCUGAAAAGCGGCCACUACAAUGUGAAUUUCACAAGUUCUCUAGGAGUGGGGUAUCUGAUGGUCUGCACGGACAGCUACCCCAACGUUCUGGCCUUCUGCUUCCUGGAUGAGCUGCAGAGGGAGUUCAUCGUCACGUACGACACCAAGCGGAUAACCGGAGCCAUCCGGCCGUAUUCCUUCAUCGAGUUCGACACCUUCAUCCAGAAGACCAAGCAGCGGUACAACAGCCCGCGAUCCCUGUCCACCAAGAUCAACCUGACGGACAUGCAGACGGAGAUCAAGCUCCGCCCACCCUACCAGCUGUCCGUCGAGGAUGUGGGAGUGGCCAAUGGCUACUCGCUCCACACCCCCUCCAAGUACAAGGGCAUCGCAGCCCCUAACCAGGUCCUGGAGCCCGUGACGCUGCCGGGGGUUGUGUCCUGUGUGCUGAGUCUGCUCUGCACCUGUCUGAACCUGCUGCGUGGAGUCCACGCCAUCGAGAGCAUCAUACAGAAUGAAGAUGAAGACUAUAAUUACGUUAUUGCCUUUUUCCUGGGAAUGGCAGCCUGCCUGUAUCAGUUCUACCUGUUUGCGUACUGCACGGUGUGGCGCAGCGGGAAGUCCUUCCUGUGCCUGGCCCUGAUCUGCCUGUGCAACCUGUACCUGCACGAGCUGCGCAACGUGUGGCAGGUGCUGUUCCACGUGGCGGUGGGGGCCUUCGCCACGCUGCAGAUCCACCUGCGCCAACCGCAGGGCAAGGCCCCGGACUACACCGUCUGACGCCGAGGCUGCUGGGAACUCUGAACCCUCCCCCCCCCCCCCGCAUCCCCCCCCCCCCCCCCCCCCGCCAAUCACAGAAGCUCAGGAGUUCGGAGACCGCUUACGCCAAAUUCCGUCUGGACUGCAGCCUCCUGGGAUCACAAACGGCCGGAACUGAGCGCGCACGGACUGAGGACUGAAGGAUCCUGGGUAAUCUGAGCUCUUGCGACGCAUCGUCGGUGCGGACGCCCAUCCUUCGUUUUUUGCACUGGUCCUGCUGGCGGCUUACAGCUUAUAUGCAUCUCGGUGUGUUUCCGUUAUCCUGAAUGUUGGCGUUGUACGUCCGUCUGCACCUUUGUGAAUGUUGACGCAGUAGAUGUUAAUUGAGAACAAGCAAAGACAAAUCGCAGUUUGUGUGACUUGUCUGGGGUUUUAUCAGAUCACACUUUUGCAGAGUUGUAAUCAGAAGAAGUGCAAUGCGAAUUGAAUGACAUGAAAAAAAUAAAUAACGUGCAAUGUUGAAACUGCAGCAGAGAGCUUUUGGCAUUUUCUCAUAAACUCUGUGCUGUGGAAAAAUAAAAAAAACAAAUAAGAAUAUAUUGGCUUGCUUUGACGGUAGCAGCUGGUUUACGGUCGUCCGUCAAGAGCCAGGUCGCACCUAAGCAAAAUAAAAUAAAAACAAAACUCCCGUCAGACGCGGCAUUUUAGAGAAAUGAACGAUCCGCCAGGAAGCAGUCGUCACGCGCGUGUCGGCGCCGGAAGGCGGAGCUCGCGGCUUCGCUCUCCUCUUGACGGAUGGCCCGAUUUAGCCGAUUUAUUUUGGCCUCUAAAAACCCGACUUUCCGCGGCGUAGCCCCAGAACCGAGGCCUAUUCCGUGCAAAAGCCUGGAGUGACGCUGCCGGCUAAUCAGGUAAAACAAGCCGCGGGAUGAUAACGGAAUAACUGAAUAAUAUUAUUUUUCACCGAAAACAGAGCGAAGAAAAAGUAACGGAAGAGAAAUCCGUUUUGAUUCAAACUUCUGAUAUUCGACGAAGGAGGCGUCAGGACAAUUAGCUGCGAGACGUAACUGGAAUAAUAAUUGUAACUAAAAAUGGGUAACUAACGAGUAAAUUAGGCCUAUAUUUUAAUUCCAGCGUCUGUUACUCACUGGAAAAAGUUUGCUUGAUAUCGAGGUGAAUGCUUAUGCAAGUGUGUUUCCAAUAAAUGUUACAUUGUACGUUUGUUUUUGUUUUUUUUUAUAUGAUUUUUUAUAACGCACAUUUGCUCCCACUCACCGGUUUUAAUAUUGAAAAAAUGCAGCCACAUUUGCAUUUUCGCUUCAAGGUGCAUGCGGUUCAUCAUCCACGCCCUGUUUUAUUCUGUUAAUAUUCAGUAACCUCUCAAGCGAAUUAAAUUCUUUAUCAAACAAA
Messenger RNA from Conger conger (European conger), 2527 nucleotides. It is a transcript of the gene sec22a, whose product is annotated as SEC22 homolog A, vesicle trafficking protein. The transcript has 7 exons. The record is from RefSeq and is a predicted model, not a curated record. NCBI's taxonomy places the organism in Eukaryota, Metazoa, Chordata, Actinopteri, Anguilliformes, Congridae. Gene Ontology annotation, biological process: endoplasmic reticulum to Golgi vesicle-mediated transport. The coding region runs from base 224 to 1138 and encodes 304 amino acids.